CUUCCACACCCCUUUUGGUCUGCUUCUGUGCCUCAAAAGUCACAUGAACCUGCUCAUCCAGUGCAGCCAGGAUAGCCCAGCUCACUAUACCCAUUGCACCUGGCCAAGGACCGCGCUUGAGGAACCCAGUCUACCUGAUUUCACCUGCCGACUGCAUUCUCAUCCAGAGGACUAAAUAGCAUUUUCCUAACCCUGUUUCCACCUCUCCCCUCUGCUCCUGCUCUACACGCAUCAUUUGCUUUCCAGAGAACCCAGAUGCCCUAGCUCCUUACCACGCUUUCCUGCUUUAACACAUCAAGACUAGGAAUCCUGGCUGACUGCUUCCACCGCUCCCAUGGGCUACCACUUACUCUUCUUUGGGCUGCCAGCCUUUGGGAUUUAUGCACUGGCAUCUCACUGCCUGCGAAAGAAGCCACAUCUGCUCCACAAACGACACAGGUUUCCUGUCCAAUGCCGACACGUCUCCCAUAGGGGUGGCUCUGGAGAACGGAUUGAGAACACUAUGGAAGCCUUUCGCCAUGCACUGAACCAGGGCACAAACUUGCUGGAAAUUGACUGCCACAUGACAAAAGAUGGGGUGGUGGUGGUUUCCCAUGACAAUAACCUGGAACGCCAGACAGGCUACAAUAUAGAGAUCAGCGAGACAAACUAUGAGGAUCUGCCACACUAUAAGAAUUCUCUGGAGGUGACCUUUUCCCCAGGCUGCUUCUCCCACGGCAGAGACCACCGGAUUCCAAGCUUGGAGGAGGUCUUCCAGGAGUUCCCUGGAGUACCCAUCAACAUUGAAAUUAAGGAGGAUAAUGAUGAACUCAUACAAAAGGUAGCCGAUCUUGUCCGAUACUAUAAUCGCUCCCACAUCAGCAUCUGGGCCUCCUUUGAAGGGGAAGUACUGAAGAAAUGCUGCACUGCUAACAAGGACAUGCCUUAUAUCUUCUCCCUGAACCGUGGCAUCACAGUCCUCCUGCUCUACUACGUAGGACUCCUGCCUUUCGUGCCACUGAAAGAAUCCUUCCUUGAGUUUGUGCUGCCUUCCAUCAUGAACAGAACCUAUUUUCCAGUGAAAAAGGGAUUUUAUGGAGCACUGCUGGCAAAAUUUGCCCACAAGAUGACAAUGAGGAAAAAGCUUUUCAAGCAUCUGGAAGACAGAGGGAUACAAAUUCUCCUUUGGGUCUUGAAUGAGGAUAAGGAUUUUGAGGAAGCCUUUAGCUAUGGCGUCACUGGAGUCAUGACUGAUUACCCCACCCUCCUCCGAAAGUAUCUAGACAGUCAUCCACCCCUUCUCAACAAAUGAUCCAGAAACACAAGUGAAAGAGAAGAAAAAUAGUUACUUACUACAGGAUUUCUGACUUGGAAAGACAGGAAGAAGUCUGGUGUCAGACGGAUAAGAAAGGAAAGAAAUACUGAGUUAAGCUUUGAAUGGGAAAAAGAUGAGUAAAGCUGUAAAACAAAGUUA
Messenger RNA from Varanus komodoensis (Komodo dragon), 1453 nucleotides. It is a transcript of the gene GDPD3, whose product is annotated as glycerophosphodiester phosphodiesterase domain containing 3. Lineage: Eukaryota; Metazoa; Chordata; Lepidosauria; Squamata; Varanidae. Bases 335 to 1291 code for a protein of 318 amino acids. The record is from RefSeq and is a predicted model, not a curated record. Gene Ontology annotation, cellular component: endoplasmic reticulum membrane. Gene Ontology annotation, biological process: glycerophospholipid catabolic process. Gene Ontology annotation, molecular function: phosphatidylcholine lysophospholipase A1 activity; phosphoric diester hydrolase activity. The transcript is spliced from 10 exons.